AAUAAGCAACGAGCAAACAUGUAUAUAAAUAUGUUAUAUAGAUAUGUUCGAGUUCUUGACUAAGUCCUUCGUUUCAUAUUUCAAACUUGGCGCCUAAGAUCGGUGUCUAAUCGAAAUCAUCAACACAAAAACUAAGAAAUGUUUCAGUGUUGGUAAACAAACGCAUGAAUUGGCAAAAUACUUAUCGAUGCCGAUGUAUCGAAAUGACACGAUCAACCCUGGGCAUAAAUAAGCGGCAAAAGAAGCAUCAAAACAUAUAAUCAAAACACAAGUGGAUUUAUGCGCUAAUCUUUAUUUGUUAUAAAUGGAAUCCAUAAAUUUCAAUGAUUUCUCCGUUAAGGAACGUCACGAGAUCAUUACGGCGUUUCUCAUUAAAAUGCGUAAAGCAAAUUCGAUGCACAGCGCGCACAGUUUCUUUCAAUAUUAUCUCAAACAAUUUUACAAGAUGCCAACGAAACUGCUCGACGAUAUAAUCUAUUGCCAGCGCGCUAUGAAAACGUAUCUCUCUGUACAUCAGACAAUCACAAAUGUCUUUGCCGCGCAGGCAGAUGCCGAUCCCGAGAUUAAGAACAAUUAUCUACUCGAGAUUGAGGACACUGUGCAUCAGAUCAAUGCCGAAUGUCAAUAUUUGAUGAUUCGCCUGGAAGAGGACAUCGAAGGCUUCUGUUUGCCUUUCACGGAGCAACAACUCCAGCCCAAUAGCAAUUUGAUCAGUGAAAUGGUCAGCGAAGCUAUUGUACCUUUGGUCUGCACGAACAGCCUUUUGCCCUUUAAGCCGCAUUCAGUGGCAGAGCGUCCCACAGAGAUCCAAUUGCGACGCAAGUACUUCACUAUCGAUGAAGACAAAAGGAACUCGUUAGGCGCCAAAAAUGAAGUCACAAAGCCCACCAAAUCGGCCACCAGCAGCAAAAGGAAAACCAUUGUGAAUGAAGUUGCUCCUGCUGCGGCUGCUGUUAUGCCUAAAUCGAGCUCCAGAACAGCAACAAAGCCAUCGCCACCAGAGGCUGGCAACAAGAGUGAUACGGUGAAUGUCAGUCGCCUGCAAUUGCAGGCAGCUCUGAAGCGAGCGCGUCUUAACAAGCAGGUAAACAGCGAGACUAAAGCGCAAAAUCCCAAGGAAUCGUUUCUGUACUCCUUUGGCCUUUGCACACAGCUGGAGCAUAAGCGUAUGCUCUUGGCCCAGGCGCUGAGCCACAAGCGAGUUCGAAAACCCGUACAAAAUUAGUUACCUCGAAUCUAGAAGUAAAUGUAGAGUAUAAUUAUUAAGUUUUAAAAAGUUUAUAAUGUUACGCAGUUCGAUAUAUUGUACAGCUGAAAUGACCCAAGCCAUAAUGCUUUGUGCUUUAACUAAUCGUAGUUAAACUUUGAGAUAUGUGUUCUUAUGUAUUCCUAUAUUAAUUUUCUUAAUUUAUAACUGUCAACCAAG
This is a messenger RNA of Drosophila hydei, 1426 nucleotides long. RefSeq lists its product as uncharacterized. The coding region runs from base 305 to 1225 and encodes 306 amino acids. The transcript has 3 exons. Lineage: Eukaryota; Metazoa; Arthropoda; Insecta; Diptera; Drosophilidae. The record is from RefSeq and is a predicted model, not a curated record.